This is a messenger RNA of Purpureocillium takamizusanense, 2094 nucleotides long. RefSeq lists its product as uncharacterized. The record is from RefSeq and is a predicted model, not a curated record. The transcript is spliced from 7 exons. Lineage: Eukaryota; Fungi; Ascomycota; Sordariomycetes; Hypocreales; Ophiocordycipitaceae. The coding region runs from base 1 to 1986 and encodes 661 amino acids.
AUGGCUUCCCGACUUCCAAAGCUACUUGUCGCGCUUGCGCUCGGCAAGACGGCGUAUUCUGCCGCAAUAAGCGCCAACUCGACCAUUACAGCCCCCCCGACUCUCGCUUCGACAACAGCAGGAAACCCUGAGGAUACCCAGUAUAUCUGCAAUGGCACGAGCAUCCCCGUGAUCGUAGCCGGAUUGUACCAGGGCCUGUACACCUCGCCCGACCUGCAUUGCCAGUGUAUGAUGACCCUGAACGAAUGGGUGUCCGACUCUGCCGUGCAUACGUACACGAGAACCCUCGCUACAGGCACCAAGGUCGUCACGGAAACAGCCAGCGGCACACCGACUACCAUAACGACCGCUGACCUGACCACGUACACCUACACGCAAACAGGACAUCCUGGUCUGGGUGGUGGUCUACAUUCCGACGGGUGGUAUGGCUCGGCAUCACCACCUUGCUGUUACUCGUGCACCGUGCAAGCAUCUACCGUUCAUCUGAUUCACUGGGCAAGCAUUACAACGCCGCAUGCCUCGACUGUCGUCUCAGGCGGCUAUACCUUCACAUCACCUAGCGUGUACAUUGGCUUUUCCGCGCUGUCCGCAUACGACUACUGCGGCACUGUAGGCCAGCCCUUUUACAACACCACUAUCGCUUUCGACCCAACGGAGCUGUCAACCGUGGUGUUCUCGCCGACGGCCACCGUAACCAACACCAUAGGAGAUACCAUAAGUGGCACAUCAAUCACCAAGACGGUGACAAGCACGUACUACACGGUCGCCGGCUCGGCACCGCUCAACUUUGCCGACGUAGCUCAGAAUUGCUCGUCCGACGCGGGGUAUACAUACGUCCCAGGCAACCCGUCAGCAGCCUAUGACGGAACUCCUGAUGCCUGCCAUCCUACAAUCAUCUUGCCGUCCAAGAUCCGAAGUCUAGAUCCGGCGUGGGAAUCAUGCGUUCCUGACAGAAUCGGAGGGUUCUAUGACCCGCCCUCAGCUCUCACUCCGGUGAGCGUCUUGGUGCCGACCACGACCAGCGCGCCGCCGCCGCCAGUCACGACGGAGGUUCCUCCAGCGGAAAGCACUCCCACCAUCACGCCCCCGUCUGUACCGACCACCACUCAAGCCCCUCCCACGCAGCCUCCACCAGCUUCCACUGAGGUACCUCCGAAUCCGGACCCCUCGAGCUCGUCGCAGGCACCGCCAACCCCGGAUCCCCCAAGCUCCUCGCCGGGUGUUCCUACACCGGACCCCCCAAUUUCUUCACCAGGAGUUCCCACGCAAGAUCCCGCGGGUUCUUCUCAGAACCCUCAGCCCAGUCCUAGUGGAGGCAACGGCAACACGGGGGGCGACGGAAACACGGGUGGCAAUGGCAACACCGGCGGCAAUGGCAACACUGGCGGCAAUGGCAACACCGGCGGCAAUGGUAACACUGGUGGUAAUGGCAACACUGGUGGCAACGGCAACACUGGGGAUAACAGCAACGGAAACGGUAACGGUAAUGGAAACAACAACAACGGUGGCAACGGAAACACCGGAGACAACAACAAUGGACAGACCGGCAGCGACCCCAAUGGCAGCAACGGCAACCCGGCAGCAUCGUCACCCGCUGGUGGGGACGGCAGCGCACCUCUUCCCACCCCCGUCCAUGUCAUCCCCGUGGGUUCGACGACUCUCACGGCGAACUCGCAGUCUCAAUUUAUUGUCGGUUCGGCAACGCUCGUGCCUGGGGGUCCGGCGGUGACACUAGGAGACUCUACUACGCUCUCCUUGCCGACCUCUGGGUCCGGCGUUGUCGUCAACGGCGUCACAACGUCGAUGGGCACUGUCACGGUCACGCCCGAGGGAUCAGGGUCCAAUGCCCCCGGAGUGACGGGCGGCGUUCCCGGCACGUCGGCUUCUGGUUCAUCCCCGGUUGUGACUGCGGCGGCUUCGCAGCUCGACCGGCACGCCUGCCUACUUCUCACGGCAGUGGCCGCAAUUUUGGCUGCGGCAUUGUAAAUGUGAUUGGUAGCGUCACAUCAUUGGUAUGAGUGGUAAUGUCAGGGGUUUCCAAUGUAAAAUAGAAGACCCAGCGUGUAAUGCAAUAUGAGCGGAUGACUACAGGAG